Messenger RNA from Erythranthe guttata (spotted monkey flower), 739 nucleotides. NCBI's taxonomy places the organism in Eukaryota, Viridiplantae, Streptophyta, Magnoliopsida, Lamiales, Phrymaceae. The record is from RefSeq and is a predicted model, not a curated record.
GUGGCAGCUGUAAAGGACCCUGAUGCUGCUUUCUUCAAAAAGCUAGAUGGAUUUCAGCCUUGUGAAAUAAAUGAACUAAAAGCCGGGACCCAUUAUUUUGCAGUUUAUGGUGAUAAUUUUUUCAAAAGCGUAAGCUACACCAUAGAAGUUCUUUCUGCUGCAUCUUUUCCCGAAGAGAAGGAGAGUCUUAGAUCCGUGGAAGGUCAAAUUUUGUCAAAAAGAGUCGAACUUUCUAAAUUCGAAACGGAAUAUAGGGAGGUCCUAUCCCAAUUUACUGAGAUGACAAAUAGAUACGCACAAGAAAUGCAAGCUAUCGAUGAGCUUCUUAAACAGAGGAAUGAAAUACACGCAUGUUAUACGAUUGCUCCACAAAUAAAACGUAGCAGUAGCAGUCGAAGCAAGAACAAGGCCUCAUUCAAGGAAAGCGAAGACGGGCUUCUGGCAAGGGACAAGAAGCAAUCGAAGGACAGGUCGAAGAAGAAAAGAUGGUACAAUCUUCAUUUAAAGGUGGACAAACGGAAGCCUUGUGGUAUGGACUAAACUGCCCCCUUCGUGUAUUAUUACGUAUUCUCUUUGUUUUUUGUACAUUGAACAUCUCAUUCAAAUUCGAAUCUUUUUUUUUAUUGCAUUUGAAACCCCUCUGGUUUCUUACUUUGUAACAGUUGGUUGGUGUUUACCAAACAAGAGUGUGCAAUUAUGUAACAUUGUUAAUUUUUCCACAGUGAAAUUACCAGAACAA